Drosophila simulans is the source of this 1648-nucleotide messenger RNA. RefSeq names its product serine protease 53. Bases 1 to 1581 code for a protein of 526 amino acids. Lineage: Eukaryota; Metazoa; Arthropoda; Insecta; Diptera; Drosophilidae. The record is from RefSeq and is a predicted model, not a curated record. Gene Ontology annotation, biological process: proteolysis. Gene Ontology annotation, molecular function: serine-type endopeptidase activity. The transcript is spliced from 5 exons.
AUGUGCAGAGCAUGGCUUGUUUUAUUCGCUUGGAUGCUGACGGUGGGUGCAGGAUCGGCCCGCCUUUUGGAGGAGGAUUGCGGAGUUGCGGUGCAGGUAAUACCGAAGAUUGUAGGUGGAGUGGAUGCGGGGGAAUUGAAGAAUCCGUGGAUGGCCCUCAUAAAAACCGAAGGCAAAUUCAUCUGCGGAGGAUCGCUGAUUAAUACCAAAUUCGUCUUGACGGCCGCACAUUGCAUCUGCAACGAUGGGGAUUGCAUUACAACGAGGACUCAGCUCACAGUUACAUUGGGUGUGUACCAUCUCCUGGCGACGAGUGAAAGCGACCAUUCCCACGAGACAUACAACGUGGAGAGGGUCUACUUCCCCGGUUGCUUCGAUAUAAAAACCCAUAGCAAUGACAUAGCGCUGCUCAGGUUGCAAAGAAGCGUCGUUUACAAGCCACAAAUCAAACCGAUAUGCAUUUUAUUGAACGCCCAACACAAGCCGCAAACGGAUGCCAUCCAGCAGUUCACAGCAGUCGGCUGGGGCCAAACGGACAGCGGGGAAACCAGUAACAAGCUUCAAAUGGUCCAGAUCAACAAAAUAGACAGGCAAACAUGUAAGACAUCGUAUUGGUACGAUUCGGACGACACAAAGUUCUGUGCCGGCACCUUGGACGGCAAAGAUACCUGCGGAGGCGACUCCGGUGGACCCUUGUACACACAGAUGUUGUUCGAUGACAUCAAGCGAGUAACACAGCUGGGAAUCGUCAGCUUUGGCAGCAAAUUUUGCAAAGUUUUCGGCGUUUACACCAACGUAAUGGCCCAUAUUGACUUUAUCGAGCGUGUUGUCCUGGAUGCGGACAUUGAGGUGGUGCUACCCCAUAUGGACCUACUGGAUGCUGGAUGUCUGGGCAACGGCACGAGGCACAGCUGGGAUAGUAUUGGUCCCGAUACGAUCAGGUCCUUCGAAUGGUUGGCUGAGGUCUACAUGGACUCCUUUAUGAUCUCAUACGGCGCACUUAUUUCGAAAACUUUCGUGGUGACAACGGCGCAGUUGAUUCCCGAAAGUACGGCAUUAAAGGUUCAACUGGGACAAGGUGAUGAGCACACCUACGCUGUCGCAUCUGUCCACAAGCAUCCCGAAUUCGUUAGCCGGGGCCAAAACGACAUAGCUCUGCUUAAACUGGGCAAGAAAGUGCAGUACACGGAAUCGAUUCUACCGAUCUGCCUGCCCUCGCCAAGCAACGAAGCGGAGCAGCGGAAUUUCCAAAAGCGUGCUGCUGAUCCCGGCCAGAAUCUCAUCGCCAUUGGCUGGGGCACGCGGACUAACGUGGCGGUGCGGCGGGCAAAUGCCAGUGAGUGCUACCAGGAGGAUCACCAGGAGAUCGUUGAGCAACAGUUGUGCGUGGAAAGCCCUGCUCCUCAUCUCCUGCGCGUGGGCAGUGGCAGUCCCUUGGUAAACCCGCUAACCCAUGGAAACCAGAAGGUAUUCAGCCUGGUCGGACUGGCGAGCUUCGGCAGGAUCGAGCCUUUCGCUCCAAAUGUCUACACCAAUGUUCUCGAACACUUGGAAUGGAUCGGGAAAUUGGUUAAGGCGUAGAGAAUCUUUCGAAUAGUUUUCCAUUACAUAUUUACGUCGAAAUAUAUUGAGUGCUGCGAUAUGAAAA